This is a messenger RNA of Mizuhopecten yessoensis (Yesso scallop), 1172 nucleotides long. RefSeq lists its product as uncharacterized. Gene Ontology annotation, molecular function: protein binding. Lineage: Eukaryota; Metazoa; Mollusca; Bivalvia; Pectinida; Pectinidae. The record is from RefSeq and is a predicted model, not a curated record. The transcript is spliced from 7 exons. Bases 160 to 930 code for a protein of 256 amino acids. Gene Ontology annotation, biological process: signal transduction.
CUCGCCUGUGUACACACGGGGUGGAUACAUACGUGCUGUUCUGUGAAAAUAUUGUCUAUUUAUAAAUCUGGCUAUUUUAAUAAACUUCCUGCAUUACCUGAGGCCAGUCAAACCAGGCAUUACAGCACUUUUGGUGACAGAACAGAAAUUGGAGCCAAAAUGAACACUCGUGAUGAAGCUCCUACUGAUUUAACUUCCUCUUCAACCGUUACAGUUGAUGACGCUGGUGCCGUAGUCCCGUCUGGAAGUUCAGCCGCCUCUCAAAAAGAGCGUUUCCCUGGACAGGGAAUCUCGUUGGGUGAUGGAGCUCAAUUACCAAUGGAAGUUGAUGGCGGUAGUGGACGUCAAAUUUUCAUAGAUUGGCAGUUUUACUUCGACACGUUAUCACCUAAUUUAUCUGCAAACCUUGAUGACCUGGCAGCCUAUUUGGAUCUUCCAAGUGACCAAUUGGUCAGUAUCAGAAAAGGAUACAACACGGAGCACGAAAGAUGUUUCCAUGUUUUGUGGUCAUGGCUCCAGAAAAGUUCUGUCAGAAAUGAUACAGAAAGGCUUAAACAUUUGCGCGAUGCCUUAAAAGCGGCCGGGAGAAAUGCUUUAGCCGAGGAAGAUAUCCCGACUAGAAAUAUGUACGAAUACAAAGGAAAUGUCCACGACAAAGAGAAAAAAAUCCAGAAUGGUAGAGAAGCUCUGAAAAUAGCAAAAGGAGUUGGAGAUAAUAGUGCCCGGCUUGGGAGAUAUUUCAAUUUGAAAGAGGAGGAUAUUGCACGCAUUGUCAGCAAUACCCAUGGCGAUGCAGUGAAACAAGGACAACAGAUCGUAGAGGCGUGUAUAAAUCAAAACCUUCUUAAUACCCGCCAAUAUCUCUGUGAUGGUCUGAACUAUAUAGGGAACAUAUUGCUGAUCAACGAAAUGAACGAAUACUGGGGUUAAACUUUGUAUCGUUCACAAAGGGGACAAAUUAGGAAAAACACAUGUUGAUCGAAAUAAGGUAAAAACUAUCAGGGAUCCAGAAACAAACUAUCAAACUUGAUAUAUAUGCAUGCGUUUCCUUUAUAAAAAGUAAAAUGGAAAGCAAUUUCAAUGAUAGCUCACCAAAACGCUUUGUGUAAAAAAGAAAAACAGUCAAUUGAUAUUAAUGGAGAUCAUUUUGAUUAAAAAGGUUAAAUUGUAAA